ACAAUAUUCAAUAUUUACGUACGUUUAUUCCACUUUCAAUGAAAACUGAGAAUGAUGACCCGAAAAUACGAUCGGAAACAAAGUCAUUCACAAGAUGGCCCCCGAAAAUGAACAAAAUAAUAUUUUACCUCUGGAGUCAUUCACCCUCACAGCCGUUCCAGCGAGCACACAUAACAUCGUAUGGUCUCCCGAUGCCGAGUUAGCUAUUGGUUGCGAUGACUGCGUCUUCCUUUUUAUCCCGGAAUUCACCACACAUCCGCCCUCCAAUGCUAUCAAUGGUAUAGCACCUCGGCAAUAUAAUGAUGUAGCUCUUCGGUUUCCUACCGUCGAGCAUAGAAACCCGGAAAUAAAUCGACCCUUAUUCGACCUCAUAAAACAAGAGUUUCCGGGUUUUGAUUAUGUUCCCGGCGGUGGCGGUUCGGGUAUCGUCACCAGCCAAGGCAGCUCCAUGAACCAUCUUGUUGCUCUAGAAUGGUCCCCCAGUGGUCUAGGUCGAAUGAACCGGUCUAUUCUCGCUGUUCUCACGGGUGCCGGCACGAUUAUUAUGUAUUGCGAGGGCGCGUCUGAUGGGAUGAAUGCCUUCAAAGUCCGUGGUCGCAACGCUAGAUCCUUGCGGCCAUGGGUUGCUGCAUGGGGCGUAGGCGCUGGUUUACUGGUACCUUUUGCCGAAGGACACGAGACUCAGUAUACUAAGGAAUGUAUCACGGCAUUCGCUUGGGCUAGGGAUAUAGACAGCCAUGGCGCGUUACUAGCCUAUUCCAAUGAUGAUGAUGAGAUUGCUAUCCUUUCUGUUCAAUCCAAGCAUGAUUCCAACGCCUCUCCAGGGGAUUGUGGCCAGUGGAGGGUAGAGGAAGUUGGAAGAUUCGUAGCCGAAGGACCACAUCCAAGGCUCGACCCUACCGAUCCGGACUACUCACCAUCUGGCUCGUCGUUCUCGCUAAGUUGGAGUCCAUGGCUGAAAAGAGGCGACUCAAAGACUAGCAUUUUGUCCUACGUAUCAAAUAAUUACGUAGGAUUCAGACAAAUCACUACCAGUACAUCACAUCAACACAUGGCGACCCCUGAUGUAGAAGUCAAACCGGCUGACUCCAAUGGAGUUUGUGUUUCUCUCGCCCCAGAUGCAUUCGUAACCUGGGAGGACCUCAUAUGGACCAUCGGAGAGUCGAAAAUUUGCCGCGGUAUCAUCGCUACUCCUUCACGAGUUAAGGCAUUCCAAGUGCCAUUUGAUGCAGAACAAUAUGCUGGAGUUGCUACACAUACCACGGACGAAUGCGGUACUACCUAUCCGGAGCCAGGAGAUGAUGGGCUUACACAAAACCCUAUUACCGGACUCGUGAUCCAUCCACCUUCGCUCUCGCAUACUACUACAACACCAUCAUAUUCACUUGUCCGACUUUCGGCAACUCACGAAAACGACGGCUGGUAUCAAACUAAUCUUCCCCUCCCUCCAAACCCCGAAGAUGGAACUGUAGGACCACGAUGGGCGACCGAAAUCAACCAGAUUGUUGAGCAUCAGCUUCCUCGAGUAAUGGCGUACCGCCCCGAUUUAGAUACUAGUAGUAUCGGGUCGGAGGAGGGCUUAGACGAGGACGAAGAAAUGGACUUCGAAUUAGCAGAGGAAUCCGAAUAUGACCCCGAGGAGAAUUUCGCUGGUCUAGAUACUGAAGACCAAGUCCAUAUCAAUAGGGUGCGUAUAUGGGGAAUGACUGCUAGUCCUGGCGGAGGAGUCACCGCUGCCUUCGCGAGUCAAUACAACGCGACUUCGUAUGGUCGAGAUACCUAUGCAGGGGUGAAGUGUCGUGUUUUAUUUGGCAAGCUUGACCGCGGUGGAGAUCAAAGCGAGGAGACCGGAUUCUCCCUAGUUAUGAAGAAACUUAGCACCGAAGCAAGGAUGUGGGAGUGGAUGUAUGGAGGCGGACCCCCUAUCACAGGAAUCAACACUUUAAUAAUGGAAGAAAACGAGGAGCAGAGCGCGUUGAAGGAUCACUUUGCGCUAGUCAGGCGAAAGCAAGUUUGUUCCUUCUGCGACCUUCCGCUGAAGCCUGUGGGCAAGUCAUCGCGAUGCAGCAACGGGCACCUCUUCGAUACAUGCGCAACUACAAAUCUCCCUAUACUAGCUCCAGGUCUAUCUAGGACCUGUAGCGUAUGCGGUUCUAAGUCCCUGAAACAAGAGGAUCUCAUUGCCAUAGCUCCUGAGUUAAGAGAUAUAGUUACCGACAGUAUCUCGGCCGAGCUUUGUGGUAGCUGUGGUGGGAAGUUUAUUAAUUGAUGAUGUAGCCUCCGUGGUAAGAUAUAAGAAUCAAUUCAUCGAGGAUCUAGAUCUUAUAUUUCUACCCAGAUACCUAAGCAGGUAUCUGAGGGGCUACUCAUGAGUUAUAUAGGACCAUUGCUAUGGUGAGGCAAACUACAUAAUCCAAACGUCGUGUAGAUCCUCCUAGCAAUGGGUACCUGCCUUAGGUAGGUAAUUAGUACCCACGAUACACGAAGUUUCAGCCUACCCGAACAUUCUUCACAUCGCUCCGGACGAGUCGGCGGCCCUGCCGAAGUUAUGAUCAAAGACCCUCUUACCGUUCUCGUGUAUAUCAAGUGAUUGGCUAUGAUAUACCUGCGCUUACUAAAAGUCGAUAGGUCUAGAAUACAAUACUAAGACUAGUACCUGAAUAGUUCAGGGCUAUUUUCACCAUAUUCGGCCUAGAUACGCUUAUAGCUGAACGGCGUCUCUUGAAU
Messenger RNA from Hypoxylon trugodes, 2727 nucleotides. RefSeq lists its product as uncharacterized. Lineage: Eukaryota; Fungi; Ascomycota; Sordariomycetes; Xylariales; Hypoxylaceae. The record is from RefSeq and is a predicted model, not a curated record. The transcript has 6 exons. Bases 95 to 2269 code for a protein of 724 amino acids.